Medioppia subpectinata is the source of this 634-nucleotide messenger RNA. The record is from the annotation of a GenBank genome assembly. NCBI's taxonomy places the organism in Eukaryota, Metazoa, Arthropoda, Arachnida, Sarcoptiformes, Oppiidae.
ACACAAUUCAUGAAAACACUUGAAAUACGUUUCAAUCGUUUUAUUAUUGAAAUAUUUAUUCAUUCAUUUAAAAUACAAUCAAUGAAUACUUAGACAACAAUUAAUGAUAUUUCGAUACAAUUAACACAUUUUCAAACUAAUAAUCGCAUAAAAAUCAACACAUUUUUGGCGUACAUUUGUUUGUGAAGUCAUAUUCACUGCAAUACUUGUGUUUAGUAUUGAAUUUGUAGACAAUUUGUAAAUUAUUGUAAUAUUUAUACACUUUAUCACAUCUAUUGGCGGAUUAGUUGAGUGGUAAAUGUCACACAUGUUGGGCCCAAAGAAGUCACGUUUUAGAGACUCCGCAACGCUUCCCAUAGAUAUCAACAAUGGUUUCAAUAACACCCCCAAUAACCCGAUGGCCGCCGAAGACAAUGAGUCCACUCCUGCCGUGAAUCUGAAUCCAUUACAAGUGAAUAAAAUGAUGGCUGAUAUUCACAAACAGAUUGAAGAGAGGAAACUAAAGCUUAAAAUUGGAGGACCUGUACAGCAGCCGCCGCCACCAAAGAAGGUGACUCCACAGUUGGCCACACCAUCAGUACCUCCGAUGCCAUCGAUGCCCGCACAGCGAAUGUCUGCAGAUUUAGACCACAAG